AUGAAGAUCACAAGUACUCUAUUGAGUUCUGCGUCUAAAACGCUUGAUAAAUACGCACUUUUCGUACCCAAAUCGGGUGUCUUUCCAAAAGGUUACGAGGUCGCAUCAUUGGCUUCUGGAGUUAAGAAAAAUGGUGCUUUGGAUUUAGGUGUUAUCCGCAACGUUAACAAAUCUCGCAAAUCGUCUGCAGCUGCUGUUUUCACCACUAACCGCUUUAAGGCUGCACCUGUACAAUUUUCUAGAAAAGUUCUUGAUAUAAGCUCUGGAGAAGGAGUUGACGCUAUUGUUGUUAACUCAGGAUGUGCUAAUGCCGUGACUGGCGAGUUAGGUAUGCAGGAUGCAGAAAAUGUAGCGUCACAAGUUAACAAGUACGUUGGUGAGCAAAAUAGCACACUGCUAAUGUCUACUGGUGUCAUUGGUCAAAGACUCCAAAUGGACAAAAUCUCCACAGGUAUUGAUAAACUUUUCAUCGAAAACAAGUUUUCGUCCGACUUCGGGUCGUGGCUAAAUCUCGCCAAAUCGAUCUGUACCACUGACACUUUCCCUAAGUUGAUUUCAUCUAAAUUCUCUCUCUCGGACGGAACCGAGUAUACGCUUGUGGGUAUUUCUAAGGGGGCCGGGAUGAUCUGCCCGAACAUGGCUACUCUUCUUGGCUUUGUUUUGACGGAUCUACCCAUUAAUUCUAGUGCUCUACAAAGUAUGCUCACUGGUGCUGUGACCCGUUCUUUCAACUGUAUUUCUGUUGACGGCGAUAUGAGUACCAACGAUACCAUUUGUAUGCUGGCCAAUGGUGCUAUCGAUACCCCUGUCAUCGAUGAAUCAUCUCCUGAUUUCCAGAAGGUUAGCUCCCAGGUCACUGAAUUCGCUAAAAACUUAGCUCAACUAGUUGUCCGGGACGGUGAGGGCGCUACGAAAUUCGUUACCGUCAACGUCAAAAAUAGUGCCGAGUUCAAAGACGCAAGACUCAUCGCAGAGUCAAUUUCAAACAGUAUGUUGGUAAAAAGCGCUCUUUAUGGCCAAGAUGCCAAUUGGGGCCGCAUUUUGUGCGCAAUCGGCUAUUCUAAACUAGAAAACUGUAAGUCUCUCGACGAAUCCAAGAUAAACGUCAGUUUCAUUGCCACCGAUGGUUCUUCUCCUCAGGAGCUCAAGCUUAUCGCCAAUGGCGUUCCUCAACUCGAUAUAGACGAAUCAAGAGCCUCGGAAAUUUUGGCCCUAUCCGACCUUGAAGUGCUAGUUGACCUAGGUACCGGCACUGAGGAGUGCCAGUUUUGGACCUGUGAUCUCAGUCAUGAGUAUGUUACUAUCAAUGGUGACUAUCGUUCCUGA
Messenger RNA from Lachancea lanzarotensis, 1326 nucleotides. It is a transcript of the gene ARG7, whose product is annotated as LALA0S06e03994g1_1. NCBI's taxonomy places the organism in Eukaryota, Fungi, Ascomycota, Saccharomycetes, Saccharomycetales, Saccharomycetaceae. Bases 1 to 1326 code for a protein of 441 amino acids. Gene Ontology annotation, cellular component: mitochondrial matrix. Gene Ontology annotation, molecular function: L-glutamate N-acetyltransferase activity, acting on acetyl-CoA as donor; L-glutamate N-acetyltransferase activity, acting on acetyl-L-ornithine as donor. Gene Ontology annotation, biological process: L-ornithine biosynthetic process; L-arginine biosynthetic process. The transcript has a single exon. The record is from RefSeq and is a predicted model, not a curated record.